Molecule: messenger RNA, 1405 nt
Organism: Camelina sativa (false flax)
Lineage: Eukaryota; Viridiplantae; Streptophyta; Magnoliopsida; Brassicales; Brassicaceae
Source: RefSeq, a predicted model, not a curated record
AAAGAAAAAAAGAAAAAAAGGUUUCCAAAAAUUGUUGACUCCCCUCUUUAGUCUUCAAAAAUUCCCAGAUUUCAAACUGAAUAUCUCUCAGCUUUUUUCAGAUUUGAUCAAAUUGGAAAUGGAGAAUCCACCAGCAGAUAAGCUGUUGAAGAAGAUACGAGAGCUAGAAGAAAGCCAAGAGGAUCUAAAACGAGAGAUGUCUAAGCUCAAAGUCUCAGCUGAGAUCAAGCGUCGUUCGCAUUCUUCUUCUCCUAAACGUCCUUCGAGGCGCAACACUGGAGACGGAACUCCCUUAUGGAGAAAAACUGGCGCCGCAUCAUUCCGUCACGCUUCUCCGUUACGGAAGGAGAGUCACACGAAAGCCAAAGCCCCCCCAGCUUCUUCUUCUGGUGGUUGCGGCGAGGGAGGAGGAGGAGGACCAUCGGCAGGCAAGUUCAACGAUAAACAGUAUUUGAAUAUUUUGCAGUCUAUGGCUCAAGCUGUUCAUGUCUUCGAUCUUAAUGGCCAAAUUAUCUUUUGGAACUCGAUGGCGGAAAAGCUAUAUGGCUUCUCAGCUGCAGAAGCACUAGGGAAGGACUCGAUUAAUAUACUUGUAGAUGGUCAGGACGCUGCUGUUGCGCAAAAUAUAUUUCAGCGUUGCAGUAGUGGAGAGAGUUGGACUGGAGAGUUUCCUGUCAAGAACAAAUCAGGAGAGAGAUUUUCUGUUGUGACUACGAUUUCUCCUUUCUAUGAUGAUGAUGGUUCUCUUAUCGGGAUCAUAUGUAUCACGAACGAUUCGGCGCUUUUUCAACGACCCAAGGUUCCUCCAGCUAAAACAAGGUGGCAAGAAGGGGAGACGAGCUUUACCCGGGGGGCCAAUGGUGUUGCAUCUAGGUUUGGUCUUGACUCCAAAGAUGCUGUUGUAUCGAAACUUGGCCUUGAUUCUCAGCAGCCUAUACAAGUUGCUAUAGCAUCUAAGAUUUCAGAUUUGGCAUCCAAGGUGGGCAACAAGGUCAAGUCAAAAAUGCGAGCAGGUGAUAAUUAUAACGCUGCACACCACGAGGGUGGGAAUGUGGACAGUCAUCAGUCUGAUCAGGGUUUCUUCGAUGCUGCUGAGGAUGCAGCUACAAGUGGCCCUAGUUCAUGUGGAACUGUCUAUCAUGGUCUGUGGUUUGGAUCUGAUGUGGCUGUAAAGGUGUUUUCCAAACAAGAAUAUUCAGAAGAGAUCAUUACAUCUUUUAGACAAGAGGUAUCGUUGAUGAAAAGACUUAGACAUCCAAACGUUCUUCUGUUUAUGGGAGCUGUGGCAUCACCUCAGCGUCUUUGUAUAGUGUCAGAGUUUCUUCCACGGUUUGACCCCUUCUAUUUAGCGAAUAUUACAUAUCACUACGGAUUUUGGACGCCGGGGCCAAAANUUGGUCUCUAA